Molecule: messenger RNA, 1758 nt
Organism: Daldinia vernicosa
Lineage: Eukaryota; Fungi; Ascomycota; Sordariomycetes; Xylariales; Hypoxylaceae
Product: tannase and feruloyl esterase
Exons: 1
Coding region: 1-1557 (518 amino acids)
Source: RefSeq, a predicted model, not a curated record
AUGUGUAGUCCCGCUCAGAUCCCCUAUCCGGAUUUGCCCGGCGUACAAUUCACUUCACUUAGCGCCUCGCUGGUAUCUAACUUGACAAUCCAAGUCCCCGAGAGCACGUAUACGAACAAUGGGGCUGUCUACGCUGAAGGUGUCAACUUUUGCAAUCUCACGACUACUUACACGCACCCUGGCGAGUCCGAUACUGUCACUAUUUCUGUGUACCUCCCCACAGAGUGGAAUGGCAGGAUGCAAGGUGUUGGCGGAGGGGGGUUUUCCGCUGGAGGCGUUAACUUUCCACUCCUCCAUUACUCUAUGCUAGGCGCCGUGUCGGAGGGGUACUCUGCUGUGACUACUAACGCUGGCCAUGAUUCAAUAAACCCUGAUGACUGGAUAUUGAAGAGUCCCGGACACGUUGACCUUCAUCUUCUCGAAGAAUUUGGCUCCAACUCGCUGAACGAAUUGUCUAUCAUUGGUAAGGCAAUUACGGAGAGCUACUACGGCAAGCCACCAGCAUACUCCUAUUGGAACGGGUGUUCACAAGGCGGACGGCAAGGUUUCAAGAUUGCUGAGAAAUACCCUACCGCGUUCGACGGGAUAGCAGCUUCGGCCCCGGCAGUCGACUUUGCCGGGUUGGGUGUGGCUGAUCAUUGGCCCCAGGUUGUUAUGAAGGCGCUAGGCCAGUACCCGAAGAACUGUGAGUUUGUUGCGAUCACGGAAGCCUUCAUCAAGCAUUGCGACGGUAACGAUGGACUACUUGAUGGGAUCGUCACUGACCCGGAUUCCUGCGACUUCGAUCCGUAUUCUGUGGUGGGCAAGUCUGUUGAUUGCCAGGAUACCGACGCUGGAACUGUGAAAAUAUCGGAAGCUGCGGCCAAUAUUUCGAUCGCGACGUGGACUGGCGCUCGAAAAUUAGAUGGCUCAUUUCUUUGGUGGGGACUUAAAAGGGGGGCAAGCCUAGUAGACGAGGACAUCGGCCUUGGGGUCAAUGCGGGACUUGCGACAACUGUGUGCUCGGGGAAUGGCACCUGCACAGGACACACAAUGGAUGUUGUUGACGCAUGGAUACGGCUUCUUAUCAAGAAAGACCCUACUUUCGACGUCACGACAGUAACAAUCGAGGACCUUCAGGAUUUAUUUCAACAAUCGCUAGAUGAGUACGGUCCAAUUUUCAACGUGAAGCCUAACUUGGACGCCUUCCGAGAAGCAGGGGGGAAGCUACUAUCCUACCACGGUCUGGCCGAUGCUAUCCUCCCUCCAGACUCUUCGUCGCACUUCUACGAAAGUGUUACAGCCCACGAUGAGCAAAUACAUGAUUAUUAUCGUCUUUUCGAAGCGCCGGGGCUUGCUCACUGUUGGGCGGGCUCUGGGGGAUAUUACCCUGCUGGACUUUUUAAGGCCCUGGUCUCAUGGGUUGAAUCCGAUGUUGCCCCUGACAGUAUCAUUGCAGCAACUUCUGUGGAUAAGGGCCCUGUUCGUGAGAGUAUUUUGUGUCCUUAUCCUCAGAAGGCACACUAUAGGGGCACGAGUUCAAACGCUACAGCUGGUGAUUUCUAUUGUGAUAAUUAAGGGGCGAUUGUCAGAGGCUGCCCUUGGUAUAUCACCACUACGGAGUGACAGGUGACUAGCUGGUGACUAGCUCAUAUGGUAUAUAUUUCGGAAUAAUACUAACGCCUGCCCUCCCCUGAAUCUAAGAGGGAACCAAGGUCCCCUUAUCACGUCAUAUACCUAUCGUAAUCCUUGUCAUCUGACAGCGAUCGAGGAGUCCGU